This is a messenger RNA of Oncorhynchus gorbuscha (pink salmon), 6524 nucleotides long. RefSeq names its product rho-associated protein kinase 1-like. Gene Ontology annotation, biological process: mitotic cytokinesis; embryonic morphogenesis; cortical actin cytoskeleton organization. Gene Ontology annotation, cellular component: cytoskeleton; cytoplasm. The record is from RefSeq and is a predicted model, not a curated record. Gene Ontology annotation, molecular function: small GTPase binding; ATP binding; Rho-dependent protein serine/threonine kinase activity. Lineage: Eukaryota; Metazoa; Chordata; Actinopteri; Salmoniformes; Salmonidae.
GGGCGAAGCUUGAGUGGCUAUCCGAAUUAUCGUGUUAUAUGAAAAUCCCCAGAAAGCAGUGGAACGCGACCUUUUUUUCAUCAUCACGAUCGCGUGCUCAACAACACAGCCUGUGAACUCCUUGAAGCGCUUCAAAUGUUGCCCAUGCGCAGUGCUUGACAUUUCAAAGUUGCUUCUCCGGUGUUUGAACAGGAAGGCGGACAUGUUGGUCAGGCAGUGGGAGAAAAUCGGGCAUAGUCUAUUUAAAAAAAAAAACACACAUCAAAAGCCGAUGUAUCUAUGUAGAACCAGCACGAUUUUCGUCUGUAUCGGUCAACAUCAAUGGCCGAUGACCAUGUGAUAUUUACUACGAAAGGACAGUAAUGAAAUGUUUUAACAAGACCGUGGUUUAAACUGAUCGAAAUUUGGAAGCAAAGUUUUUUUUUUUUUCUUCUCGCCACUUCUACUUUGCAGCUGUCAGACUCAUUUUACUUUUUUGCAAGGGUCUGGCACUGAUGGACAGGCCUGGAGUAAUGUGGCUAGUUUGCAACGCCGGAUUUAUAUCGCCAGAUUUAAAAAACAAGGUUUAAUUUUUCUAAAUAGAUUUUGGAUGUAUAGUUAUCUUUUUAAAGUCCUGCACAACUCCGCUGCUGCAUCCUGUGGUCGCCGACUAAUCUGUCGUCGAUGCAGUUAUCUUAUUUUGAAUAGUUGAAGUUGUCUUCGUAAUCUGAGCUGGUGAAACAUUUUUCUCUUAAAAUGUGGCUUUUGAAUAUCAAAUGUGUCAUCGUCUGUGAAAAAACGAGAAGAAACACGUUUCUUUGAUUCAAACUGCGGGUUCUACGGAAUUGUAGCUAGCGUGACUUGAGUUCACGCGAAGGGAAGAACAUUGGGCUAGCUAACUAGCCCUAUAGCUAGAUUAAUUCAUUUUAAUUGUAACACCGGCGUGGAACUCUAUUUAACUGCAACAAUGUCUGCUGGAGAAAGUUUGGAGGCUCGUUUUGAGAAAAUCGAUGCCAUGUUGAAGGACCCGAAGUCGGAAAUAAACACGGAUUGCCUUUUGGAUGGCUUGGACGCGUUGGUGUACGACCUUGACUUUCCAGCCCUGAGAAAAAACAAAAGCAUCGACAACUUCUUGAAUAGAUAUAAGGACACCAUCAGUAAGAUCCGGGACUUGCGGAUGAAAGCAGAGGACUAUGAGGUGGUCAAGGUUAUCGGGAGGGGGGCGUUUGGAGAAGUGCAGUUGGUAAGACACAAAGCCACGAUGAAGGUGUAUGCCAUGAAGCUGCUUAGCAAGUUUGAGAUGAUAAAGAGGUCGGACUCUGCUUUCUUCUGGGAGGAGAGGGACAUCAUGGCCUUUGCCAACAGCGCCCUGGUGGUGCAGCUGUUUUAUGCGUUCCAGGAUGACCGUUACCUCUACAUGGUGAUGGAGUACAUGCCCGGCGGAGACCUGGUCAACUUGAUGAGCAACUAUGACGUCCCCGAGAAGUGGGCCCGCUUUUACACUGCCGAGGUGGUGCUGGCUCUGGACGGGAUCCACGCCAUGGGAUUCAUACACAGGGACGUGAAGCCUGAUAACAUGUUGCUAGACAAAGCAGGCCACUUGAAGUUGGCAGACUUUGGGACCUGUAUGAAAAUGAACAAGGACGGUAUGGUCCGAUGCGACACAGCAGUGGGAACACCAGACUACAUUUCGCCAGAGGUACUAAAAUCCCAGGGAGGAGAUGGAUAUUAUGGCCGGGAGUGUGACUGGUGGUCCGUGGGAGUCUUCCUAUAUGAGAUGCUUGUCGGUGACACACCGUUCUACGCUGACUCGUUGGUGGGGACGUACAGUAAGAUCAUGAACCACAAGAACGCACUGACCUUCCCUGAAGACAGCGACAUCUCCAAGGAUGCCAAGAACCUCAUUUGUGCCUUCCUGACUGACAGGGAGGUGCGACUGGGCCGUAACGGGGUGGAUGAGAUCAAGAGGCAUCCUUUCUUCAAGAACGACCAGUGGACAUGGGAGAACAUCCGAGAGACGGCGGCCCCGGUAGUGCCUGAGCUGAGCAGUGACAUCGACACCAGUAACUUUGACGAAAUUGAGGAGGACCGGGGAGACGAGGAGACCUUCCCCAUACCGAAGGCCUUUGUGGGUAACCAGCUGCCCUUUGUGGGGUUCACCUACUAUAGCAGUCACCAGUUCUCCCGGAGCACCAGCACCAAGAGUGUUGACAAACGCAGCAGCUCCACCAAGGAGGACAAGAGCCACCUGGAGAACCUGCAGAAGAGGAUCUACCAGCUGGAGGAGCAGCUACAUAGUGAGAUGCAGCUAAAGGAUGAGAUGGAGCAAAAGUGCAGGACGACAAAUACAAAACUCGACAAGAUCAUGAAAGAGCUGGACGAGGAGGCCAACGUGAGGAAGGGUGUGGAGGCCAGUAUGUCCCUCCUGGAGAAAGACAAGAUGAUGUUCCAGCACCGAGCCACAGAGUACCAAAGAAAGGUCGACCAGGAGGCCGAAAAGAGACGCAACAUGGAGAACGAGGUUUCCACUCUCAAAGAGCAGCUUGAGGUCAUGAGGAAAAUCAGCCAAAACUCUCAGGCCUCAAAUGACAAGAUCCUACAACUGCAGAAGCAGCUGGAGGAGGCCAAUGACCUGCUGAGGGUGGAGUCAGACACGGCGGCUCGGCUGAGAAAGAGCCACACUGAGAUGGCCAAGUCCAUGAGCCAGCUGGAGGGGCUGACCAGCGAGCUGCAGGAGAAGAGCCGCUCGGCCGACGGGGGGAAGGCCCAGCUGGAGAAAGAGCUGCUGCAGCUGCAGAGCACCCUGGACUCUGAGAGGAGGAGCUACAGUCAGGGAUCAGAGGAGAUCCAUGAGCUACAAGCACGAAUGACGGGUCUUCAACAGGACAAUAAGAACUUGAAGCUCAGCCUGUCCAAAGUGGAGACGGAACGCAAGCAGGCCCAGGAGAGGAGCAACAACCUGGAGAAGGAUAAGAACAACCUGGAGAUCGACCUGAACUACAAGCUAAAGACACUGCAGCAGCGUCUGGACCAGGAGCACACAGAACACAGGGUGACGCGGGCCCAGCUCACUGACAAAUACGAGUCCAUUGAGGAGGCCAAGUCGGCUGCCAUGCAUGCGGUGCAGCACAAGGUGUCUGAGGAGAGCGGGGCGCGGAUGCGAGCGGAGAGCAGGGUGGUGGAGGUAGAGAAGCAGUGCUCCAUGCUGGAGUUUGACCUCAAGCAGUCGGUGCAGAAGAUGGAGCAGCUGAUGAAGCAGAAGGAGAGGCUUGAGGACGAGGUGCAGGCUCUGCGGAUCCAUCUGGAGCAGGAGUCCAGUAAGAGGCUGCUGGCCCAGAACGAGCUCAAGAGCCGCUCCCAGGAGGCGGACCGGCUGAAGGGCUCGGAGAAGCAGCUGAAGCAGGAGAUCAACACGGCACUAGAGAACAAGCGCUCUCUCGAGUUCCAGCUAGCACAGCUCACCAAACAAUACAGGGGCAACGAGGGACAGAUGAGGGAACUUCAGGACCAGCUUGAGGCCGAACAGUAUUUCUCAACUCUUUAUAAAACUCAGGUGAAGGAACUGAAGGAAGAGAUCGAGGAGAGGAACCGGCAGGUCCAGGAAACUCACAAGAAGGUGCAUGAGCUGCACAGCGAAAGGGACUCCCUGUCAGCCCAGCUGGAUCUGACAGUGACCAAGGCGGAGUCUGAGCAGCUGGCCAGGGCGCUCCAGGAGGAGCAGUACUUUGAGCUGAGCCAGGAGAACAAAAAGGCCAUGGCCAGACACAAGCAGGAGGGUUCCGAGAGGGAUUCAACCAUCGCACGGCUUGAGGAAUCCAACAAAACCCUGACCAAAGACGUGGAGAACCUCAGUAAGGAGAAGGCCGAGCUGGACCACAAGCUUCGCACUCAGAAGGAAGAGUAUGACUCCCAGAAAGAGGAGAUUACAAACACAAUCAAGGCCAACUAUGAGAAGGUUCUCAGCACAGAGCGCACGCUCAAGACUCAGGCGGUGAACAAACUGGCAGAGAUCAUGAACAGGAAGGACAUGAAGCUUGACACCAAGAAGAAGGGGAGCACGACCGAUCUGAGGAAGAAGGAAAAGGAGAACCGCAAGCUGCAGGUGGAUCUCAACCAGGAGAAGGAAAAGUUCAACCACAUGGCCAUCAAGUACCAGAAGGAGCUCAGCGAGAUGCAGGCGCAACUGUCGGAGGAGUGCACGUACCGCAACGAGCUGCAGAUGCAGCUGGACAGCAAGGAGAGUGACAUUGAGCAGCUCAGGGAGAAGCUCAACGACCUGCAGCUGCGCAUGGACAACUCCAGCGUCAUCAGCCUGCAGACGGAUGAGAUGGACAGCAACAUCGCUGAAUCCAGACUGGAAGGUUGGCUGUCCAUUCCUAAUAAACCUAAUAUCAAACGAUAUGGCUGGAAGAAGCAGUAUGUGGUGGUGAGCAGCAAGAAGAUUCUGUUCUACAACGAUGAACAGGACAAAGAACAGUCCAACCCCUCCAUGGUACUAGAUAUCGACAAACUGUUCCACGUGCGUCCAGUUACCCAGGGUGAUGUGUACCGAGCAGAGACUGAGGAGAUCCCAAGGAUAUUCCAGAUCCUGUAUGCCAACGAGGGGGAGUGCAGGAAGGAGGCGGACAUGGAGACUGUCUCGCAAGGGGACAAGACCAACUGUCUGCCCCACAAAGGUCACGAGUUCAUCCCCACGCUCUACCACUUUCCUUCUAACUGUGAAGCCUGCUCCAAGCCCCUGUGGAAUGUCUUCAAGCCUCCACACGCUUUGGAGUGCCGCCGCUGCCACGUCAAGUGCCACAGGGACCACCUCGACAAGAAGGAGGACGUCAUCGCCCCCUGCAAAGUGAACUACGAUGUGACCUCUGCCCGGGACAUGCUCCUGCUGGCCUUGACACAAGACGAGCAGAAGAAAUGGAUCGGCCACCUGGGCAAGAAGAUCCCCAAAACACCGCCCUCCUCCUUCCUGAGGGCGUCGCCCCGCACCCUGUCCACCCGCUCCGGAACCAACCAGUCCUUUCGCAAGAACCCCAAAAGCAUAACGGGCAAGCCAAGCUAACCAUCUGAACAUUUGGAUUCUAUUGGGACUUUGUAUUUUUUCUUAUCCCCUCCAUUAUCCCUCACGUUAAAGGAGAAUCCUUAUUUUAUGUAACAGUAAAUUAAAUCAAUCUGACCAGGGACGGAAAUUGGGACAAUUAUCUGACACAAGGCAUCAGGGACAUUGAGAAGGCCUGCUAUUUCCCUCACCCCCUCCUCCCCGAUCUUCACCGCGGAGCCUCAACUAAGACUUCCUCACCCAGGCACCACAUACUUGCAACUCUUCGUUUCUUCCAGAAGAUGGCGUGGGCGACUUGGAACCUGAAUGGAAGAUGAAGAGCAAUAGAAAAGGGCUCAUGGUAUGCAGUGGGUAGUACAUAUUCCAUAUCAGUCAUGGGAAGGGAUUCCGGUUGAAUGAAUGACUGCAGGUUUUUCUGGGGCUCUUGCAUGUCAACAUGGAGGUAUUGUAGUACAGGGUUUAGCUUAACUAUGCGGUGAAUGGGUACAUCUCGGGGAUACGGAAAUGUGGUUGUUUUUUCUUCCCUUGUCAGUAACUCUGUUUCCUUCAAUGUACUUUGAUGCCUUUGACUGGUGGCCUUUACGCUUCUAUCCCCUAUUACUCUGCACAUCAGUUAUACCAGGGGUCGGUUGGGACAGAGUAUGUAUUGGGAACUGUGUAUUAGAUGUUUUUGAGUAUUGAGUGAGGAGCAUGCAAGAUCAUUUCAAUCUAUGCAUUAUUAUUUUUAUUAUAAUUAUUGUUAUUGCUCCAAGCCAUAAGGAAAUUCCAUUGUAAUGGCAUAUAGGAGACCUAAAAACUUCAGUUUUUUUUCUGUGUUCAUUGGGUACCUUGUUUUCUGUAAUAUUGUUUUUUUUUUUCAUGUAUUUUUUGUAUGUAUUGCCUUACAUUGACUCAUAGAUAAAUGGUUCAAAAGGAAAACAUUAAGUUAACAAAUGUAAAACUGCACUGUUUGAAUUGUAAAUUAUUUGUAGAAAACUAAACAGGUGUAGCAUUUGGCCCACCUAGUGCCUUAACGUUUGGAUAACAAUUUUACUGCCAUAUCUGUUUGGUCUUGUUUUUGGAGAUAAACAAUCUUAACUCUUACAUCAAUCUUUUUUAAAUAUCUGCCACACUGGUUUUAUCAGAACGUUCCGUCUGGUUUGGGUAUAUCGAAUGCCUCUAUAGACUCAUUGCAAUAGUUUAAUGUGUCAACACAAAGUUCCCAGAGUCCAGUAUGUAUCUCACGAAAGUUUCUGGAUGGUGUACCUUGUUAAAGAUGUUAUAUUAAUAUGGUAUUGUUUCAAGCAAACCCCACUCAGUGUACAAUAUUAGAAAUAAAAUAAGGAUCAUGAAUACCUCAAUUCUAAAUGUUUAAAAAAAACUGUUCAGUAAAAAGAGAAAAGCACUGGAACUAUGAUCUACUCUAUUUUGUCUUGGAUGAAUCACAUGUUUAAUUGCAAUGGAGGCCACACUGAUGGAUAGGUGUCAAUAAACAUAUCUUUAUCAUCUA